UGACACCUUGAACUUUUCAUAAAGAAAAUGGGUAUUGCACCAGGAGGGUUUGGCCGCGGCCGCCGGGCCGGGUCGUGCUUAAUAUUCAAUGAUCUCGCUCGCGCCUCCCCCUCCUCCCCUCGCAGAAAUUCCACCGAGUCCGUUACUGGGCUCAGACUUUUAAGUUAAUUUACUGCCCACCCCCCCCACCCCAACCUCGGCUAGUAACCAGCGCCUUUAGGGCUAACCUCCCCCCCAGCUCCCGCCUGAAAAUGACAUUUCGCCGGCGUCUCCGGAGGGGGCUGAAUUUCACUUUGUAACUUUCUGCGGAACCCGAGCCCGGGUGGCAGCUCGGGUGGUGGUAUCGUAUGCAAAUACGCAUGCUGACGUUACAGAUCAUGUGGGUUUUGGCGUAGAUUCCCCACUGAUCGAGACAUUUUUUUUCCCCUUUUUUUUCCUUUUUUUUUUUUUUUUUUUUUUUUUCUUUUUAAAAUUUUGGCCACUGUUCCCCGUACGGGGGCUUUUCCUGUCCGUCUGUCUGGCAGGCUGGCCGUGCCCCUCUUUCCCACGGAGCCCGAGCCCGGCGCCCGGUGGGGAGUGGGGAGUGGGUGGGGGGAGCCAGCAGAGUUCCAUUUUGGAACGCCCGUGCCGCGUCUCCGCGCUCCCAGCCCGGGUCCCCGCGUCCCCAGCCCCGGCGCAGGUCUUGACACACUGGCUGCUCUUGGAGUUCAAGCAUACCAAGAUUCCCAGGAUGUAAGCAAUCCGGGACUGAUAUGAUGCUGCCUCUUGUGUUUAGCCAUUGGAGCAGUUACAGUUUUUUGUGCUGAGAUCAUUCUGAACACUCAAACACUAGACUUCAGCAUUCAAGGGAAGCCAAAGCCAUUGGAGGGGGAAUAAAGCCCAAAGCCUUUUAUCUGAUUUGCUCCAAAAAUUUCACUGCCCCUUCCCUACCCGCCCCCCUCCCCAAAUUUAAGCUGUUGCACACAGACAGACGGCAUGGCGAGCAAGCGAAAAUCCACAACCCCGUGCAUGGUUCGGACAUCACAAGUAGUAGAACAAGAUGUGCCCGAGGAAGGAGACAGGGCCAAAGAGAAAGGAAACAGCACAACACAGCCUGAAACAACCAAGGACAGUUGGACAGUAGAACCCGAGAACUCUUCCAAAGAAAAUGAAGUGAUAGAGGUGAAAUCUACAGGGGAAAACCAAUCCAAAAAACUCCAAGGUGGUUAUGAAUGCAAAUACUGCCCCUACUCCACGCAAAACCUGAACGAGUUCACGGAGCACGUUGACACGCAGCACCCCAACGUGAUUCUCAACCCCUUAUACGUGUGUGCCGAAUGUAACUUCACAACCAAAAAGUACGACUCCCUGUCCGACCACAACUCCAAGUUCCAUCCCGGGGAGACCAACUUCAAGCUGAAGUUAAUCAAGCGCAAUAAUCAAACUGUCUUAGAGCAGUCCAUCGAAGCCACCAACCACGUCGUGUCCAUCACCACCAGCGGCCCCGGAAGCGGCGACGGUGAUCCCGGAAUCUCAGUGAGUAAAACCCCCAUCAUGAAGCCAGGGAAACCAAAAGCCGAUGCCAAGAAGGUGCCCAAGAAGCCGGAGGAGGCCACGCCCGAGAACCACGUGGAAGGGACUGCCCGCCUGGUGACAGACGCGGCUGAGAUCCUCUCGAGACUCGGAGGCGUGGAGCUCCUCCAGGACACAUUAGGGCACGUCACGCCUUCUGUCCAGCUCCCACCAAAUAUCAACCUUGUCCCGAAGGUCCCCGUCCCGCUGAAUACUACCAAAUACAACUCUGCCCUGGACACGAAUGCCACCAUGAUCAACUCCUUCAACAAGUUCCCUUACCCAACCCAGGCUGAGUUGUCCUGGCUGACGGCUGCUUCCAAACACCCAGAAGAGCACAUCAGAAUCUGGUUUGCCACACAGCGCUUAAAGCAUGGCAUCAGCUGGUCCCCGGAGGAGGUGGAGGAGGCCCGGAAAAAGAUGUUUAAUGGCACCAUCCAGUCAGUACCCCCCACGAUCACCGUGCUGCCGGCCCAGCUGGCGCCCACAAAGAUGUCACAGCCCAUCCUCCAGACAGCUCUGCCGUGCCAGAUUCUCGGCCAGACCAGCCUGGUGCUGACUCAGGUGACCAGCGGAUCAACAACGGUCUCCUGCUCCCCCAUCACGCUUGCCGUGGCCGGAGUGACCAACCAUGGCCAAAAAAGGCCUUUAGUGACUCCCCAGGCCGCCCCCGAGCCCAAGCGUCCACACAUCGCUCAGGUGCCAGAGCCCCCGCCCAAGGUGGCCAACCCUGUGCUGACGCCAGCCAGUGACCGCAAGAAGACAAAGGAGCAGAUUGCGCAUCUCAAGGCAAGCUUUCUCCAGAGCCAGUUUCCUGACGAUGCUGAGGUCUAUCGGCUCAUCGAGGUGACCGGCCUUGCCAGGAGUGAGAUCAAGAAGUGGUUCAGCGAUCACCGGUAUCGGUGUCAAAGAGGCAUCGUCCACAUCACCAGCGAAUCCCUUGCCAAAGACCAGUUGGCCAUCGCAGCCUCCCGACACGGCCGCGCGUACCACGCGUACCCGGACUUUGCCCCACAGAAAUUCAAAGAAAAAACACAGGGUCAGAUUAAAACCCUGGAGGACAGCUUUUUGAAAAGCUCUUUCCCGACCCAAGCAGAACUGGACAGACUAAGGGUGGAAACCAAGCUGAGCAGGAGAGAGAUCGAAUCCUGGUUCUCAGAGAGACGGAAGCUUCGGGACAGCAUGGAACAAGCGGUCUUGGAUUCCAUGGGGACUGGCAAAAAAGGCCAAGAUGUGGUGGCCCCCAAUGGUGCUCUGUCUCGACUUGACCAGCUCUCCGGUGCCCAGUUAGCCAGUUCUCUGCCCAGCCCUUCACCAGCAAUUACGAAAAAUCAAGAACAGGUACAUCUCCUGCGGAGCACGUUUGCAAGAACCCAGUGGCCUACUCCCCAGGAGUAUGACCAGUUAGCAGCCAAGACGGGCCUGGUCCGAACUGAAAUUGUGCGCUGGUUCAAAGAGAACAGGUGCUUGCUAAAAACCGGAACCUUAAAGUGGAUGGAGCAGUACCAGCACCAGCAGAUAGCGGGAGAUCACGGUUACGACGCCCCACCAAGGAAAGCAGUGAAAGCCGUCAUCACUGAGAGCCCAAAGAAUGGAAGUGACGUGGGUCAGCAACAUUACAAGGACCCCAAAAAGCUCUGUGAAGAGGACUUGGAGAAGCUGGUACCCAGGGUGAAAGUGAGCAACGAGCAAGCCAAGGAUGGUGUGCUGGCCAAGCCUUCUGAAGCCACCUCGGACAGGUCGGAGGGCAGCAGCCGGGACGGCCAGGGCAGCGACGAGAAUGAGGAGUCGGGCGUUGUGGAUUGGGUGGAGGUCACGGUCGGAGAGGAGGACGCCGUCUCAGACAGGUCGGAUAGCUGGAGUCAGACGGCAGCCGAAGGCACCGCAGAACAGGCCGGCUCGGACUCCGACAGCAUCCCUGCCGAGGCUGGCCAGGCCUAACAGGGAAGUCCGUCAGAACUGCAUUGCUGAUAAAGGGGACGCUCUGUCUUUGAGGAAGGAAGAGGACCUCCCUCCCCGGCCGUGGGCCACCCUGGCCAGAGGCUCCAAGUGGAACCACUUAGCCGGCGUGUGGCUGCUGGGUGCCGGAACCCCAGCCUUCACACACACCCCGCCCGGAGGACCGGCGGGAAUUGUUCAUAGUGCCAAAGUCCUACUACUGCGUUUUCAAUGGGUCCUUGUAAAUAGUUUGCUCCUCUGCCCUGGCCCCCACUUCUUGCUAUACUGGAACCAAUUUGUACGAUGUGGGAAUUUUGUUACCUUUUUAAUCAAGGGCAACGUCCUUUUCCAGCACUACCAUUGUAAGGUUUUUUCCAGGAGGGAGGGCUGAUCACAUGUGCUUUUCUCUUUUUCCUUUUUUUUUUUUUAAUCUUUAUUUUCUUAAUUUUGGGGAGGGGGGGAAUGUUAGCAUUAGUGCCAUUAUAUCUACUGGAUUUUAGGUAGGGAGAGUUCGUUUUAUUAAAAGUAGUUUGAAAUUUGGGAGAUUUCUCCGUGGGAAGGGCUAGGAUUUGGGCUUCUGUCUGAACUUUGAGAGGGUUUUACAGAUGGCACAUCUUCCAGAUCAAGCCCAUUUUUGGUUCUCCCUCCGCCACCAGCCACCUCUGGGGUCCCUGUUUAGCCACGCACAGGGCUUUCCGAACUGCCAACAGGUGGAUCUGGUUUUCUCCGCCGCCUGGCCUCUUGGGCUGACCUUGGGCGGAGCCAGCACCAGAGAACUAGGGAGCAGGUGGCUCCCUCUUUCAGCGUCUUGUUAGAUACCAGCAGAAAGGGCUUCCACAUUUCUAGCAUUAUCGUUACUUUUGUGAAACUCCAACAAAAAGAGGUCUUCCUAUCUAGAUGGUACAAAGAUGAACAACUUUGGUUUUGAUUUCUGUUCCUAACUGCCUUUUCUCAGUGUGGUAUUUGACAAGAUUUCAGCCUGAAGCCUCACCAUGAUCUGAUUUUUUUUGUUUGUGUUUGUUUUUGGGCCAAUUUUAGAUUCCUGAGUGCACUUUUGUUUUUUGUUGUUUUUUUUUUUUCCAAUUAGUCCUAACUUUUAAAGAGGAAAAACCAAGAGACAUAUCUGGUGUAAAUGUUGCAAUAUGAAUUGUGUUUGCAACCCCCUCCCCCCCCCCCCCCCCCCCCUUUGG
Messenger RNA from Panthera uncia (snow leopard), 4679 nucleotides. RefSeq names its product zinc fingers and homeoboxes 2 (gene ZHX2). Gene Ontology annotation, molecular function: DNA-binding transcription factor activity, RNA polymerase II-specific; DNA binding. Lineage: Eukaryota; Metazoa; Chordata; Mammalia; Carnivora; Felidae. Gene Ontology annotation, biological process: regulation of transcription by RNA polymerase II. The transcript is spliced from 4 exons. Gene Ontology annotation, cellular component: nucleus. The coding region runs from base 976 to 3492 and encodes 838 amino acids. The record is from RefSeq and is a predicted model, not a curated record.